AUGGGAAGUUCAGCUGCCUCCCAGCCAGCUGCAGAAAAGGGAUCCACAGAAAAUAAAAGGCAUUGUUUGAGGAGGCAAUCUGCUAGCCCCAGAAUGCAGCAGCAAGAGCCAGCCAAGAGGGUAUCUGAAUUUGAAGAUAUAGCGAGGCAAUACGACAGUCUAGCUCGUGCUCAGGAAGAUCUUGCUCCUCCCUUGGAACACAAAUCUUGCUGCUCAAAGAGAACUUCUCUUGGAAGACCGUUGCGCAGAGCAGCCGGGAGGGUGCAGUCCUACAAACAAGUCCCUCUUAAUGUCAAGAUGAGAAGAUCAGAUUGA
This is a messenger RNA of Ipomoea triloba (trilobed morning glory), 315 nucleotides long. Its product is annotated as SHUGOSHIN 2-like. NCBI's taxonomy places the organism in Eukaryota, Viridiplantae, Streptophyta, Magnoliopsida, Solanales, Convolvulaceae. The record is from RefSeq and is a predicted model, not a curated record. Gene Ontology annotation, biological process: meiotic sister chromatid segregation; maintenance of meiotic sister chromatid cohesion. Gene Ontology annotation, cellular component: nucleus; chromosome, centromeric region. Bases 1 to 315 code for a protein of 104 amino acids. The transcript is spliced from 2 exons.